Phalaenopsis equestris is the source of this 1009-nucleotide messenger RNA. RefSeq names its product protein IQ-DOMAIN 1-like. Lineage: Eukaryota; Viridiplantae; Streptophyta; Magnoliopsida; Asparagales; Orchidaceae. Bases 153 to 920 code for a protein of 255 amino acids. The transcript has 4 exons. The record is from RefSeq and is a predicted model, not a curated record.
AUUCAAAAAAGGAAGAAAGCCGGCGAGCCUAUUCAGCGGCCGAGGUGGCGGCGACGUCGCUAAGAGCCAUUCAUGGAAGACGGAGGGAGGCUGCAGCCAUCAAGAUUCAGGCUGCUUUCAGAGGCUAUCUGGCGAGGAAAGGAACGGGAAGAAUGGUGCGGCUGAAGUUGAUGGCGAACAGAAGGGCGGCAAAGUGCCAGACAAUGAACACAUUGCACAGCAUGCAAACCCUAGCAAGGGUUCAGGCACAUAUCAGAGAAAGAAAAAUGAGACUGUCAGAAGAGAACCAGGCUCUACAUAAGCAGAAGCAGCUCAGACGUGAGAAAGAGUUAGAGAAAUUAAAGUUGGCAGAGGAUUGGGUUGAUAGUCCGCACUCAAAGGAACAAUUUGAAGCUAAACUACAGAAGAAAGAAGAGGCUGCUAUAAGAAGAGAAAGAACACUAGCCUACGCCUACUCGCAUCAGUGGAGGAGCAAUUCUUCCAGGUCUAAGAAACCAGCUUUCAUAGAUCCCAAGCAACAGUGGUGCUGGAGCUGGCCUGAGCGCUGGAUGUCCACCAGGCCAUGGGAGCUCAGCCAAACCUUCUUCAUCUCCGGCAAAGAUUAUCGCCCCAGAGGCUUAAAUUACAAAGCAACUUCAUCUCGAGUAUUCAGCCGACAUGCGCCUUCCACGCCCUCCUCAGUUGCGUCAAAUGAUGAUAUGCGACGCUUGUUGGGCUUUCAGACGGAACAACAUAGGAGAAGGCACAGCAUUGGGAGCUCGCUUUGUUUUGGAGAUGUUGAGAGGAAGAUGACUAAGUCGCGGUUCCAGGUGCCGCAGAAUGGCAAACCUAAGGCGAAGAAGCCAUUGAUGUUAGCUUCAGGUGGAAGGAGGCUCUCAGGCCCGCCAAAGAUGGCUGGCUAUGGGAAAGGAUGGUUGUGAAGUUUGGGGAACUGUUGGGGUUUUUGGAAUUCAGAAACAAGUGUUGAGCAUGAGAUAAAAAAAAUUAUUCAAGAUAUCUUAAUAUAAUG